Molecule: messenger RNA, 1569 nt
Organism: Brugia malayi
Lineage: Eukaryota; Metazoa; Nematoda; Chromadorea; Rhabditida; Onchocercidae
Product: Sugar transporter family protein
Exons: 11
Coding region: 1-1569 (522 amino acids)
Biological process (GO): monosaccharide transmembrane transport
Cellular component (GO): membrane
Molecular function (GO): hexose transmembrane transporter activity
Source: RefSeq, a predicted model, not a curated record
AUGGCAAGUAACGAGCAGAAAGGAAGAGCACCGUCAUCGGAAGCUGCUGAAAAGGAAAGAUUACUGAAACAUGAGGAAGCAGCGAAAGCACUCGGUAAACCGAUCUACGAUGAUAUGAAGGGUGGAUGGACCCAGUCUUUACUAAUGGCUGUUGCAUCGGCAGCAAUUGGUGGUUCAUUUCAAUUCGGUUAUCAUAUCGGAUGUGUCAAUGUUCCUGCAAAAGUAAUCAAAUUAUGGAUGAUUGACUCGCAUAAGAAACUUUUCGACGAAACAUUAUCGCUUGAUGAAAUUGGCAGAGUUCAAUGGGCCAUAGCAGUUGGUAUAUUCGCUGUGGGUGGUAUGAUUGGCGGGUUGGGAUCAGGUAAAAUGGCUGAUUGGUUAGGCCGUAAGGGCGCUAUGGUAUUUAAUAAUGUUGUGGCUGUCUUGGCUGCUGUACUAAUGACUUUGGCUUAUUAUGUUAAUAUGUAUCCGUUACUCAUAGUUGGACGUCUUGUUAUUGGUAUUAAUUCUGGUUUAAGCUCAGGUUUAGUACCAAUGUAUCUUACCGAGAUAUCACCAGUCAAUUUACGUGGUUCGCUAGGUAGUGUCGCGCAACUUUUAGUCACUAUCGGCAUUUUAUUCUCGCAGAUUAUCGGUUUACCACAAAUUCUUGGAUCAGCGAAAUUGUGGCCCAUGGUUUUUGGAUUUACCGUGGUACCAGUGGUUUUCCAAAUAGCUACGCUGCCAAUGAUUCCGGAAUCGCCAAAAUACAGUUUGAUUGUAAAAAAUCGCGCCGAACAAGCUGAAGAGGAUCUGAAAAAGUUACGAGGAAAGGACAACGUGAAAGCUGAAAUUGACAUGAUGAAAGAAGAGCAAGCUAAGAUAAACGCUGUUCCCAAGAUGGGUAUCUUCGAUUUGUUUCGUGGUAAUCUACUUUGGCCCAUGAUUAUUGGAAUUUUGAUGAUGUUAGCGCAACAGUUUUCUGGUAUCAAUGUCGCCAUGUUUUUCUCCACAAUGAUUUUCGAAGGUGCUGGACUGGGUGAUAAAGCCGUGUAUGCUACACUGGUGAUGGGUUUAAUUAACGUCCUCAUGACUGUUAUUUCUGUUUAUUUGGUGGACCAUCCGAAAUGCGGGCGUGUCAUGUUACUUAUGAUUGGUUUGAUUGGAAUGUUCUUCGCUUCCAUCGCUAUUGUAAUCUUCAUCUCAGUCUACACAUCAGAUCAAACAGGCAAUAAGUGGGCAUCUUAUCCUGCUUGCUUAUUCGUUUUCCUCUUUGUGAUUUUCUUUGCGACUGGUCCAGGUUCCAUUCCAUGGUUCUUCGUCUCGGAACUUUUCUCAUCGGGUGCACGUGGUGCUGCAAAUUCGGUUGCCGCAGCAACUAAUUGGACUGCAAAUUUCCUCGUCGGAACAUCAUUCGAAUUUCUUAACCAAAUGUUACACCAGUACACCUUUUUGAUAUUCUCUGGUUUUCUGGCAUUUUUCGCAUUCUUCACCUGGAUGUAUGUUCCGGAAACGAAGGGUCGCAGCGUAGAAGACAUACAAGAGGAGCUGGCUCGUGGCAAAUCUCGAUUCGCUCGAAAUGCAGCAUAG